Gallus gallus (chicken) is the source of this 1230-nucleotide messenger RNA. It is a transcript of the gene DLX4, whose product is annotated as distal-less homeobox 4. The coding region runs from base 124 to 858 and encodes 244 amino acids. The transcript has 3 exons. Gene Ontology annotation, biological process: negative regulation of transcription by RNA polymerase II; embryo development; cell differentiation. Gene Ontology annotation, molecular function: RNA polymerase II cis-regulatory region sequence-specific DNA binding; DNA-binding transcription factor activity, RNA polymerase II-specific. NCBI's taxonomy places the organism in Eukaryota, Metazoa, Chordata, Aves, Galliformes, Phasianidae. The record is from RefSeq and is a predicted model, not a curated record.
AGGGGAUCCCCCGGGCGCGGGGCCGCGGUGCGGCAGCGCGGAGCCCGGCGGGGGGGGCUGCGGGGCGCGGCGCUGCGGGCUCCGAGGGCUGCCCGGCCCGGCCCGGCCCGGCUCGGCCCGGCCAUGACCAUGAGCUCCGUCACCGAGAGCCUAUUGGGCUCCGACCCAUCCAAAACUUCUUUCCUGGAGCUCGGCCACCCCUCUCCUCCGCACUACCCGCUGCACGGCCUCCACCCCGCCGGCCACCCCCAGCACGACCCGUCGCCCUUCUCCUCCUACAGCCGGCCCGGUUCCUAUCCUUACCCCGGCGGUCCCCCCCCGCCGCCCCACGGCGGUCCCUACCUGCCCUACCCGCCCCAGCAUCCCCCGGCCGGGCUGGCCCACGGCGCCGGGCUGCAGGACGCAGAGCCCAACAAGCCCCCGCCGGUGGCCAACGGCGAGCUGCGCCUCAACGGCAAGGGGAAGAAGCUGCGCAAACCACGCACCAUCUACUCCAGCCUGCAGCUGCAGGCCCUCAACCAGCGCUUCCAGCAGACCCAAUACCUGGCGCUGCCCGAGCGCGCCGAGCUGGCGGCCCAGCUGGGGCUCACCCAGACCCAGGUCAAGAUCUGGUUCCAGAACAAGCGCUCCAAGUACAAGAAGAUCAUGAAGCAGGGCUCGAGCGCAGCCAACGAGGAGCAGCAGCACCUGCACACCUCCUCCUCGCUGUCCCCCUGCUCCCCCAGCAUCCCCCCGCUCUGGGACAUCCCUGUGCCGGGCAAAGGGCCCCCGCUGCCCCCCAACAACUACAUCAGCAGCUUCGGAGCCUGGUACCAGCCGCACCCGCAGGACUCCGUGCCCCGUGGUCCCAUGAUGUGACAGCACCAUGGCUGCAGCACCCGGCGGCUCCAGGAGGGCCAGCAAGGGGGGGGACGUGCCGCCAGGCCCUGAGGGGCGAUGCCAUGGGGGACCCCAGCAAAUGGAGGAUGGCGAAGGGGAGCGAGGAGACUGCUGUCUGCAGGGACCCCCAUUGAGGGCUGAAGUGAGAUGUCCCCGGCACAGAGCCCCGGUAUGGGCAGGACAGGACUUGGCCACGGCACAGCCCCGGCUCCAUGGGCACAGAGGGGCUGAAGGGGUUCCCGGACCCCCUGAUCCCAGACCUGGCUUUAUUUAUAAGCGCCAUCUGUGACCCUAUGUGCCCCCUGUUCUAAACAGGCUGUACAAUUGUAAAGUAAAGACUGCUCCUCGGUA